GAGGAGGAGGAGGAGGAGGGGGAUCCAUCAUGUCUUAUCAGGGCAAGAAGAGCAUUCCUCACAUCACGAGCGACCGACUACUUAUCAAAGGUGGAAGAAUUAUCAACGAUGACCAGUCCUUCUAUGCAGACAUCUACCUGGAAGAUGGACUCAUAAAACAAAUAGGCGAGAAUCUAAUCGUUCCGGGCGGAGUGAAGACAAUCGAAGCCAACGGCCGGAUGGUCAUGCCGGGGGGAAUCGACGUCAACACCUACCUCCAGAAGCCCUCCCACGGCGUGACCACCAUCGAUGAUUUCUACCAAGGCACUAAAGCGGCCCUGGCGGGAGGCACAACCAUGAUCAUCGAUCACGUCUUCCCGGAACCCGGCUCCAGCCCGCUGGCCUGCUUUGAGAAGUGGCAGGAGGCGGCCGACAACAAGUCCUGCUGCGAUUACUCCCUCCACGUGGACAUCACCCAGUGGGACAACGGGAUCCGCGAGGAGCUGGACGUGUUGGUGCAGGACAAAGGUGUUAAUUCUUUCCAGGUCUACAUGGCGUAUAAGGAUCUUUACCAAAUGUCUGACAGCCAGCUGUAUGAAGCCUUCACAUAUCUAAAGGGUCUGGGAGCAGUUAUCCUGGUCCAUGCUGAAAAUGGAGAUUUAAUAGCUCAGGAACAGAAGCGGAUCUUGGAGAUGGGCAUCACAGGCCCCGAGGGCCACGCUCUGAGCAGACCAGAAGAGCUGGAAGCAGAGGCAGUUUUCCGCGCCAUAACCAUCGCCGGCCGGAUCAACUGCCCCGUCUACAUCACCAAGGUGAUGAGCAAGAGUGCCGCCGACAUCAUCGCCCAGGCGCGGAAGAAAGGCCCCGUGGUUUUGGGGGAACCCAUCACCGCCAGCCUGGGAACAGAUGGGACGCAUUACUGGAGCAAAAACUGGGCUAAAGCAGCUGCAUUCGUCACCUCUCCCCCUCUGAGCCCAGACCCUACCACACCGGACCACCUCAACUCUCUCUUAGCCUGCGGAGACCUGCAGGUGACGGGGAGUGGACACUGUCCAUACAGCACCGCCCAGAAGGCCGUCGGGAAGGACAAUUUCACCAUGAUUCCGGAAGGAGUCAAUGGGAUUGAGGAGAGGAUGACUGUGGUCUGGGACAAGGCUGUGGCCACCGGCAAGAUGGACGAGAACCAGUUCGUGGCCGUCACCAGCACCAACGCCGCCAAAAUCUUCAACCUUUACCCGAGGAAGGGGCGCAUCGCCGUGGGCUCCGAUGCCGACGUUGUUAUCUGGGGUCCCGACAGGGUCAAGACCAUCACUGCCAAAAAUCACAAAUCCGCUGCAGAAUACAACAUCUUUGAAGGGCUGGAAUGCCACGGGUCCCCCUUGGUGGUCAUCAGCCAGGGGAAGAUCGUGUUCGAGGACGGAAAUCUCCACGUGAACAAGGGCAUGGGCCGCUUCAUUCCUCGCAAGCCUUUCCCGGAGUACCUCUAUCAGCGGGUCAAAAUCCGAAAUCAGGUAGCUGGAUUUCAAGGGGUUUCCAGAGGGAUGUACGACGGGCCCGUGUUUGAAAUUCCGGCCGCGCCAAAAUAUGCGACGCCUGCGCCUUCCGCAAAAUCCUCCCCUUCCAAACACCAGCCUCCGCCCAUCCGAAAUCUUCAUCAGUCUAAUUUCAGUUUAUCGGGCGCCCAGAUAGACGACAACAAUCCCCGCCGCACGGGACAUCGCAUCGUGGCUCCGCCGGGCGGCCGCUCCAACAUCACCAGCCUGGGAUGAGCCGGGGUGACCGAGCCAGACCCGCUAGGACGAAGGAUGGCGAGGAGGGGAUCCGUCCCUUCCCCUUCCGUGUUAUCGAUCCCACGGUCUUGUCCGGUACUAAGGAACAACAACAACAAAAAAAAAAAACACCCCAAUCCUGAAUGGUCCUUUGUUUUCAUCUAGGAAGAAGUGAUGCUCGUGUGGUAAAUUUGCUUGGAAUGACCCCCUCCGACCCUCACCGCCACCAUUCUGUGUCCUUCCACCGAUGUCACCUUAAAACGAGGGCCUCGACAUUGCCCUUCGUGACUACCGGCUUCACCUCUGUCUCGUAAAAGAAUCGUGGUUCCUUCACCCCGCCCGCCCCCGCACCCGUAGCUUGGACUAGGAUAGUGAAUUGCAUGUGACUAAAUUAUUUAUGCCAGUCUGUGAGUGAGUCUGUUAGAACACGUUGCCAAGAUUAACGAUGCCCCCCUCCCCAUCUGCCCCGUAAAAUAAGAAUAGCACCGAUAACGGUAUUUAAGUGCCGACUGCGUGUGAAGCACUGUGCUAGACUCAAGAUCAUCAGAGCUGAAGACAGAUUAAAAAAAGGGGAAGGCGGGCCUUCGGAAAAAAGCCUGUGGUAGGAUUGUUAACUGGUCCAAAAGCAAAGAAGGCCCUUCUUUUCCAAGAUGCCCAGCACCCUUCCCUCUCCUGGGUCGAAAGACACAGUCGCAGCUGUACAUACCUCACUGUGAAGUCUUCCCCGCUCUGUUCUUCUCCCAACAUCUUUGGAUUUGGGGCCCAGCCAGGAAUUCGUACCCCUGGUUCCGGGCUUCCUAGCCCGACACGAGUCCCCUCGCCAGCUGUGAGAUUUUGGAGUACUUACCAGACGAUCAAAGUCACAGUCCGAUUUUUACAGUUUUUCUACCAAGUUUUCCUUCGUAAUCACCCGUAUUUUUACUCCCGGUUCCGCCUCCGACCGACUCAUCUUGGCUCGGUUUCUGAAUUCAAAGCUUGGGAAAUAAACACAAUGAAACGAUCGGUAACCC
Tachyglossus aculeatus (Australian echidna) is the source of this 2758-nucleotide messenger RNA. RefSeq names its product collapsin response mediator protein 1 (gene CRMP1). NCBI's taxonomy places the organism in Eukaryota, Metazoa, Chordata, Mammalia, Monotremata, Tachyglossidae. The record is from RefSeq and is a predicted model, not a curated record. Gene Ontology annotation, molecular function: hydrolase activity, acting on carbon-nitrogen (but not peptide) bonds, in cyclic amides. Gene Ontology annotation, cellular component: cytosol; cytoplasm. The coding region runs from base 30 to 1748 and encodes 572 amino acids. The transcript is spliced from 14 exons.